Cadophora gregata is the source of this 2628-nucleotide messenger RNA. RefSeq lists its product as uncharacterized. Gene Ontology annotation, biological process: mRNA processing. The record is from RefSeq and is a predicted model, not a curated record. The coding region runs from base 158 to 2446 and encodes 762 amino acids. The transcript is spliced from 3 exons. Gene Ontology annotation, cellular component: nucleus. Lineage: Eukaryota; Fungi; Ascomycota; Leotiomycetes; Helotiales; Ploettnerulaceae. Gene Ontology annotation, molecular function: RNA binding; metal ion binding.
CCGCUUUUUGUACUUGUCGCCCAAACUUCGAUUCUCGCGCUUUUGCUGGAUCACGAAUCGACAUGCACAAACGCAACCGGCAACCAGCAAUGCCUAUUUGAGUUCAAGCACCAUAACUUCUAAGCAACAUUGCACUGCAUACGCUGCGAUUGCUACGAUGUUAUUUUCCGAAGAAGAUGCGCCACUUCUGAAGAAGUGGAUCAUCAAACGUCUGGAAAACACAUCCGAUGCUGAUGCCGAUGUCCUUGCUGAUUAUGUUCUUGCACUCUUAAGACAUGAUGGCGAUGUACAAGCUGUUCGACAACUCUGCGAGGCUGAGAUUCCCGACUUUUUGAAGGAGGAUUCAACAAUCUUUGUACGAGAUGUCUUCGAUGCAAUUCAGUACAAAUCAUAUCUCCCAGGAGCUCCUCCAAUACGUAGACCUUCCCUCCCUUUCGCGCCACCAAGCGGUCCAUCUGCGCCCUCUACAUCCUCAUAUGGAAAUCUCGGAAUGGGUAUUCCAACAGGACCUCAGAAUGGCUCAAGAAAGCGGUCCUACAACGACAGAGGUGACGGAGAUGUGCAGGAUAGAGGGAAUAUGACGGGAGACCCGAAUGGCAGAGCCUUCAAGCAACCAAGACGCGGAGGAGCUGCAGUGGGUAGAGGCGGCUUUGACCCUUUCUACCAGGGAGGUGGUCGAGGAGGGGGCUUUUCGGGCGGACGACCAUCACCAAUGAAUCUUCAAGGCACGCCCCAACAAGGAUUCCCUGCGGUACCUGGUAUGCCCAGUCCACCACCAGGAAUGCCUCCUAUGGACCCAAACAAUCCUAUGGCAGCUAUUCUGGCUAUGCAAGCUAUGGGGUUCCCGAUUCCUGGCAUGCCUGCUUUCCCCGGAUCAACCUCGCCUCCCCCACAGCAGAAGCAGCGAUGUCGAGACUACGAUCAAAAGGGUUUCUGUGCUAGAGGCAAUACAUGCCAGUACGAACAUGGUGAGCACUCAAUAUGGGUCCCACCUACGAGCAGAGCCGACGAAUACGAUCCCAUGAAUUCAAAUAUUAUGGCUGGUAUCGAGAACACAAGUCCUGGUGCGACCAACAUCAACCAGUUUCGGGGCAGUGAUAGAGGAAGAGGUCGGGGUUGCUUCAGGGGUGAUAGACAGCAACCUGGAAGUCGUGGAGGGCGUAAUGGACGGUCAGAAUUCUCUUCUGAUCGGCCAAAUUACGACAAGAGCAAUACCACAAUCGUGGUGGAGAACAUUCCCGAGGAACGGUUCUCUGAGGAAGAGGUCAGAGGUUUCUUUGCCGAGUUUGGCAACAUCGUGGAUGUAUCGAUGCGACCAUACAAGAGAUUGGCGAUCGUCAAAUAUGACGACUGGAACAGUGCCAACACGGCGUACAAAUCUCCAGCUGUCAUCUUUGACAACAGAUUUGUGAAGGUCUACUGGUACUCCAGUGACGACUCGUUACCGAAGCCGCCUCCAGCCUCCAAGUCCAAUGGAUUCAAAAAGGAAAGCACCGAUCCCAAUACACCUGUUCCUGCUAGAGCAACAUCUGAACCUCAGAUUGACAUCGAAGAGUUUACCCGUAAGCAGCAGGAAGCUCAAAAGGUGCAUGAGGAGAAGAUGAAGAAGAAACAGGAAAUGGAAGCUGCCAAGAAGGAGCUCGAGAGGCGUCAGGAAGAGCUGAUGAAGAAACAAGCAGAGGAGAAACGCAAACUGAUGGAGAGAAUCGCUGCGAAGAGUGGAAAGUCGGCUUCAACGAAUGGAUCUCCAAAUGGUACACCUGCGACAGAGAGCAAGCCCACGUCUCAGACCGAAGCUUUGAAAGCACAACUUGCGGCGUUGGAAGCUGAGGCCCAAUCCCUUGGCAUUGAUACUUCGCUCACAGAUGGCAAUUCAUGGGGUGGUCGUGGGAGAGGGAGAGGUCGAGGUGGCUACCGGGGUAGAGGAGAGUAUGUACCGCGUGGCUACCGUGGAGGAUACCGAGGUCGUGGUGCACCUACGCAUUUUGCAGCAGCUGGUCGUUCAUUCAACCUCGAUAAUCGCCCGAAGACUGUUAGCUUGACUGGUGUAGACUUCACAGAGAGUGCAAAAGAUGAGACCCUUCGGGAAUAUCUUAUGCACAUCGGCGAAUUCACAAGUCUAGAAGCCACCCCGACUCGAGCCCAGAUUGCCUUCACGGACCGGAAGACAGCUGAGAACUUUCUAGCGAGUGUCUCUAGAGAUGGCGGAGAGAUACCCUCCGCCGGCAAAGUUGAGGUAGCUUGGGUCAAGACCCCUCUACCACCCGUCACUACACCUGCAACGAAGGCCAUCCAGUCCAAGAAUGACGAGGACACAAAUAUGGACGAGGGCGAUGCGAUGGCUACGGGUAGCCCAGCACGUGGGGUUGCUGCGGCUGAAGGCAACCAUGAACACCAGGAGAACUUGGAUUACGACGUUGCUGACGAUGAUUGGGGUGUUCAAUGAGCAUUUGGAUCUGCAUAAUGAUUCUAGAGGCGCUCAUCCAUGCACAAAGGUGCAAUUAUGACACGGAUUGGAGAACUGUACAUGAUGUAUCAUAGACUUGUGACGAUAUUGAGAAGCAAAUGUCUUAAAGACAUUGAUAACAGCAGAGUCCUAAUACCCGAUACUAAUGACUUAAUUACUGU